Messenger RNA from Cyclopterus lumpus (lumpfish), 2232 nucleotides. RefSeq names its product zinc finger protein OZF-like. Gene Ontology annotation, biological process: regulation of transcription by RNA polymerase II. Gene Ontology annotation, cellular component: nucleus. The record is from RefSeq and is a predicted model, not a curated record. The coding region runs from base 477 to 1898 and encodes 473 amino acids. Gene Ontology annotation, molecular function: RNA polymerase II cis-regulatory region sequence-specific DNA binding; DNA-binding transcription factor activity, RNA polymerase II-specific. The transcript has 3 exons. NCBI's taxonomy places the organism in Eukaryota, Metazoa, Chordata, Actinopteri, Perciformes, Cyclopteridae.
AGUAAGAAGAAGAAGAAGACGGCCGGAAGUCGACAGUUAACAGGACCACGUGUUGGACCGCGUGAGUCCAACUCUUUUAGUCACACGGUUCUUCAGAUACAACCGGAAGGACCCACCAGAGCCCGGAUGUGUGGACUAACGUGUUGAAGAGGACUUGGUCCAAAGGUUGAGCUCAGCGUCGCGAGCCAGCAGGAAGUAGACGGAGACGGAACUCGGCCACGCGGCGAGUCGCAGCGACUCUUCAUAGAGACUAAACUGUGCGCGUCAUCGACCCACAACGUGCACGUGGACCUGUCUGAGUGGACUCUGUGUGGUUCCGCUUCAUUGAACACGUCCGGAUCGUCUCCUCGUGACGUCAGCGUGCCAGCAGGAGGGAGACGGACCCGAACGGAGCCGAGCGACACCGAGCGGGGCCGAGUGAGCGAAGCGUUUUUAACGGAGUUGUCUGGAGGAAACGUUUCUGUGAGCUCGUGAAGAUGUCUAAAGUCCAACAGCUGAGAUGUUUAGUCAACCAGCGACUAACUGCGGCUGCGCAAGAGAUCUUGGGUCUGUUUGAAAGAACGAUAGCAGAGUACGAGGAGGAACUUUGUAGUUCCAGAGAGGAGAACGAGCGACACCGGAAACGACUGGACGCUGUGUUCAACCCGGAAGUCCGGUUACAAAGAGCAGAGGAUCCAGAGCCCCCCCACAUUAAAGAGGACCAGCUUCAAGGGCUGGAGGAGGCUGGUCUCAAGUUCUCAUUCACUGUAAAGAGUGAAGAUGAUGAAGAGGAAGCUCAGUCCUCUCAGCUUCAUCAAAGACAAACUGAACACAUGGAAACAGAAGCUGAUGGAGCGGAUUGUGGAGGACCAGAACCAGACAGGAAGUUAGAUCCAGAAAGACAUCCAGGACCAGAUACUGAUGAGACUGAGGACAGUGAUGAUUGGGAGGAGACUGAGGAACCUCAGUCAGAUGUGAACCCUCAAAACAAAGAAGUACCUGUAAGUGAUGUGAACUGUAGUACUGGAAAUACAUCAAUCAGCUCUCCUGAAUGUGCUGGAAGCUCUGACCACAAGGGACAUCUGGAGAAACCCACUAGCUCCAAAACAGGAGAGAAACCAUUUCAAUGCUCACUUUGUGACAAAAGAUUUGGAUUCAAUAAGUAUCUAAAGAGACACAUGACUAUCCACACAGAAGAGAAACCAUUUCAAUGCUCUCUAUGUGGCAAAAGAUUUGGAUUCAAUAAGUAUCUAAAGAGACACAUGACAAUCCACACAGGAGAGAAACCAUUUAGUUGUUCAGUGUGUAGUAAAUCAUUUACACAAAAGGGAUCCCUGAACGCUCACAUGACUGUCCACACAGUAGAGAAACCAUUUCAAUGCUCGCUUUGUGACAAAAGAUUUGGAUUUAAUAACGCUCUAAAGAGACACAUGGCUAUCCACACAGGAGAGAAAUCAUUCACUUGUUCCGUGUGUAGUAAAACAUUUACAGAAAAGGGAACCCUGAACGCUCACAUGACUGUCCACACAGGAGAGAAACCAUUUAGUUGUUCUGUGUGUAGUAAAACACUUACAGAUGAGGGACACCUGAACGUUCACAUAGGAGAGAAACCAUUUAGUUGUUUCGUGUGUAGUAAAACAUUUUCAAAUACAGGAAAGAAACAAUUUAGUUGUUCAGUUUGUAGUAAAACAUUUACACAUAAGGGAAAGCUGAACGUUCACAUGUGUAUCCACACGGGAGAGAAACCAUUUAGUUGUUCUGUGUGUAGUAAAACAUUUACACAAAAGGGAACCCUGAAUGCUCACAUGACUGUCCACACAAGAGAGAAACCAUUCAGUUGUUCUGUGUGUAAUAAAACAUUUACACAUAAGGGAACCCUGAAAAAACAUUUAAUUAUCCACACUAGAGAAACUAAUUAGUCGUGGAGUUUGCUCAACAAGAUUCUCUUGUCUCGGUUAUUUACAAAAAUCACAAGUGUAUACGCGAGUCUCUGAAACAAAACAUAAUUACACUUAAAAACUGUCAGGCUGAUACAGACUCCAACAUAAGUGUAUUCAGCUGAGAUUAAGCUUCACAUCAAUUUAUAUUCUUUGAUGUGAGUUUCUCUGACAUGUGUAACCUUCUUUCUCUUCAGCAACGUUUCUCUUCAGUUUAAACUCAAUACUUCCUUGAUUUAGUUUUACUGUAGAAACUGACAUUUUGUUCCAUAACUGAAGAAUGACUGAAUUGAGAACAGAAUUGUGGUUAAUUGUC